UAGAAAAGGACUGCGCGUGGACUUUGGCGCUCAGUUUAACACGCGCCGGCGUAGCGUGCGUCUCGAGCGAUUUUCCCUCGGUUGCUCCGAACCCGGUCGACGAAUGGCGAUUUAAAGCUGCGCGCGCGGAGCGCUGCUAGGGAGAAUUCAUUCGUGUUUUGUGUUUUGUUUUUCUCUCCUCUACGCCAACGACGAGAGAGACCUAUGUGUGCGACGAUGAUCCGCGUCGCGAAUGUUCACGUGUAGAGAGCGGCGCUUCGCGGGAUCAUCAUUAUUAUCUGUCAGUGCUCCGGCGGUGCGUACCACCGUUAUAGGUUUUCACCCCCCUCGCGAUGACGGCCGAGACCCCGAAGGUGGAGUUCGCUCUCGGCAGCGAGGUCUCGCCCGGCCGCUUCUUCAAGAGUGCGUUCGCGCGAAACUUCAUCAGCAGCGGCCGCGACUGCAAGUCCCUGGAUUACGAGCUCCUCGACAACGUCGAGGAGCGCGAGGAGGACCGCAACAACAACGCCGGCGGGCGGAACAAUAAUUUCUUCUCGCUCGUGAAUUUCGCGGACAGCAGGUCGUCGGCGGCGAACGGCAGCGGCGGCGAUGACGACGCCGCGGCCGCUCUCUGGGAACAACCGAAGCCAAAGGAGGCGGCACAGCCGGCGGCUGCAGAUGCGAAUGAAUUGGAGAAACUUCGAAAGCAAUGCCAGUCGUUGAAGAAGGAAAACCGGAGGUUGCAGAGCGCCUUUCUGCAAAACGUCUUCCUUCAAGCGCGAGUCGACACGCUCCAAUGGCAGGUCAAACAGGUCGAAUCAAACAGACAAAUGUAUCGUUCUACGAUGGAACAGGUCGCUCAUUUCUUAGGCCGGGCGCAUAGGAGCCUGGAGAUCCUGCACGCCAAGGAAAAUCCCAAGGAUAAGAGACGUGUGCCACGUAGCCGCAGCGUUCACACGGUGGUGCACGCGGACCCGUCGCCGAGCCGCAGUACAACGACGCCGUCGCCCUCGUCGUCGACGUCGUCGCCGUUUACUCGCGCCAAAUCGGUCACGCAGAUCGGAUCGCCCGGCGCUACCUGCCUCCGCGAGUUCACCUGGUCGGUUCUGCGAAGAAACGACCCGGUGCACUGCACGUCGCCGCGCGUCAAGCCGUUGUCGGAUCUCAACAAGACGAACGAGGUUUUCGACAACGUCGUUUAUCGCGAGCCCAAGCAGACGGAAUUGAACCCGGACGAGAUACCGCCGGAAAAGCUGUCCCAGGAGGCGUUUAGGUUACUGAGAACGGUCGAGUCUUUACUAUCGAUGCGAGAACCCGACUUAGCAAGAAUGACCCCAGUCGAGGAAGGAGCCUCCCCUUCCCCUACGGUGGACCAUCAUCGUCACAAUGACACGUCUUUCUCCAUAUCGGGUGGCAACUUCGCCAACUCGACGACCUUGCAAGACGCUGCCGCCUAUUCCGGUUGCCCCGGCGGCGGUCGUGGAAACGAAUCGACCGGCGGUCAGCAGGGCGACAGCAGAUCGCCGAGUCUCGUCAAAACGUCCGUCGCCGAGUUCACGCGUAAUCUACAGAGCUUCGCGCCGAGCGUGAGAAGAUCGCCCGACACCGCCUCCUGGAACUCCGGUAGCAGUAAAACGACCGAGGAGGAGGACAUCGUCGCGUCCAACGGCACACCGAUCUCGACGCUCAGCAGGGCUGCCGCGAAGCGGCUGGAGAAGAAGGAGUCCACGGGGCCGGCCGGCAAAUCUAAAGUGAAGCCGGCGAGCAGUCCGGUGAGCAGCGCCGAGGGCGAAAGUGGAUUCUUCUCGAUAAGCUCCUUCCAGGAGGUGGGCUUGCCCGCUUCGGUAGUCCCGCUGUCGUCGUCGUCGUCGAUCACGCCGGUUAAGGGUUGUCACACCGAGGUAGGCCUGCCGGAGGUGCCCCUGGACAAGACCAGACACCGGCGGUGGUCCUCCACGCCGGCGGAGUUCCAGGCGCUCUUCAAACAGCACCGGGCGAGCUUCGGCGGCACGCCGCAAACCGCCACCGAGUCCGUCAGCGUCUGUUGGGUUUGAGUGCCGCGGGAGAGCCACGUCGAUUACGAUCCCACCGCAAGCGAUCGUCAUGGUUUCAGGUCGGAUCUCGCGGAUUACCUCGGAAUUGCGAGCGCAAUUUUCAGGAACAAUAUUUAAACAAAAAUCAAUAGGGAAUAUCCAAGUAAUUUUGUAAAUAAUUUUUUACGCAGUCGCUUCUUCUUGUGUUACGUUGAUGCAGUUUGAUUGAAUAGAAUUAUACUGAUGAAGUACGACAGAAACUGAUGGGGCGAUUGAUAAAUAAUUUGCGAUUCGAUCGUUCCGAUACAAUGAUGAGUCGAAUGUGUAUGAAAGUUGUUUCGUCGGUAGUAAUGCGAAAUGACACCGAUGCAUGCAGUUUAUUAAACUUUCUUAUAAGAAAAUUAUCUAUCGGAAUGUGCUAACAAGUAAUAAGGAAGCGCAUAAAAAAUAAAGAAUUUAUAUACGUGCGUAACUGUCGAGUUUCGUAGAUGCGGCCAUUUUGUAAGUAUAGAAAAGAAGAAUAGUGUAAUCUCGACAUUUUGCAAUCAGCCAUAUCUCUUGUAGUUUCACCACUGAUACGAAUUUCGUGCAUAUCAUACAACUUAUACUUGUCCCUGCACAUGCGUGCGUCGCAUUUAACAAUAACUUUGUUAGCCAACAGUUUACGCAAGUUUCAGAGAAGCCCGACGCGUUACAUACAUUUUACGAUUUACAAUCGUUACCAUUUUGCCGUCAUUGAUUAAUUAGUUAUUAUUUAAUAACUUAUUUUUUAAUUGAGGUAACUCGAUUCAGUUUAAAUACAACUAAAACAAGUUUAAUAAUUUAUACUAAUUAUAUCGCAAUAUAAUUCAAAUUAGCGUAAUUAAAUUUAUUAGCAUGACAGUUCCGGAAGGAUUCAGAAGAACAUAACAUAAAUUUUAUCAUUUUAAUCGAUUAAUUGGAAUCUGCUCCAAAUGCUUUUGCCAAACGUAUAUUUUGUAUUAUGUUCUAUCUGUUAUUCUUGUAUAUGUUAAUGGCGGUGCGAAAUAUUUACAAUCUAAUAUUUCCACUAAUUCGUAUCUAAUUAGAACUAAUUAUUCGCAUGAUAAUUAUCUAAUGAAAUACCUUUACAUUAUUUAUGGCGCUUAAUUUUUAAAAUUUCUCGCAGACAAAGUUACAAUUUUCACAAACUAGUUCAUUAAUUCAUUAUGCGACUGUAAUUCACGAGGUCAACAGAUCUUUUAAUGUAAUGAAAACUGCGUGAUCUGAGACUAUCAUAGUUCUAGACUUUACAAUAUUGCGUUCUCUACAUAUUCUUCAUUGUGCGUAAUUUGUCAUUUUCAUUCGUAAUUAUACAAUACAAUUGAAUAUCAUGCCAAA
Molecule: messenger RNA, 3371 nt
Organism: Monomorium pharaonis (pharaoh ant)
Lineage: Eukaryota; Metazoa; Arthropoda; Insecta; Hymenoptera; Formicidae
Exons: 5
Coding region: 333-2033 (566 amino acids)
Source: RefSeq, a predicted model, not a curated record